Molecule: messenger RNA, 2553 nt
Organism: Gracilinanus agilis (Agile Gracile Mouse Opossum)
Lineage: Eukaryota; Metazoa; Chordata; Mammalia; Didelphimorphia; Didelphidae
Product: zinc finger protein 420-like
Exons: 3
Coding region: 1-1473 (490 amino acids)
Biological process (GO): regulation of transcription by RNA polymerase II
Cellular component (GO): nucleus
Molecular function (GO): RNA polymerase II cis-regulatory region sequence-specific DNA binding; DNA-binding transcription factor activity, RNA polymerase II-specific
Source: RefSeq, a predicted model, not a curated record
AUGUCUGUGUGCCAGGAUAGCUCCCUCUUCGCAGAGAAGCCUUUUGAAUGUAAUGAGUGCGGCAAAGGCUUCCGCUGGAGCACAGAACUUACUGUCCAUCAGAGAAUUCACACUGGAGAAAAACCUUACGAAUGUAAUGACUGUGGGAAGGCCUUCCGCCAGAGCUCCCAACUUACUAUCCAUAAGAGAAUUCAUACUGGAGAGAAGCCUUAUGAAUGUCAUGAAUGUGGGAAGGCCUUCCACCAGAGUGCGGGACUUACACAGCAUCAGAGAAUUCAUACUGGAGAGAAACCUUAUGAAUGUCAUGGAUGUGGAAAGGCCUUCCACCAGAGUGCGGGACUUAUGCAACAUCAGAAAAUUCAUACUGGAGAGAAACCUUAUGAGUGUAAUGAGUGCGGGAAGGCCUUCCAUCAGAGCUCACAGCUUACUGUACAUCAGAGAAUUCAUACUGGAGAGAAACCUUAUGUUUGUAAAGAAUGUGGAAAGGCCUUCCACUGGAGUUCACGGCUCACACAACACCAGAGAAUCCAUACUGGAGAGAAACCUUAUGAAUGUAAUGAUUGUGGGAAAGCUUUCCGCCAAAGCUCACAACUCCUUGUACAUCAGAGAAUCCACACAGGAGAGAAACCUUAUGAAUGUAAAGAAUGUGGGAAGGCCUUUCACCGAAGUACAGGGCUUACGCAACAUCAGAGAAGUCACACAGGAGAGAAACCUUAUGAAUGUAAUGAAUGUGGGAAGACGUUCCUGCAGAAGUCUUGGCUUACCGUCCAUCAGAGAAUUCACACUGGAGAGAAACCUUAUGGAUGUAAGGAAUGUGGAAAGGCCUUCCGCCGGAGCUCACAGCUGACUCAGCAUCAGAUCAUUCAUACCAGGGAAAAACCUUACGAAUGCCAUGAAUGUGGGAAGACUUUCCACCAGACCUCUCAGCUCAUUCGACAUCAGAUAAUUCAUACAGGAGAGAAACCUUAUAUUUGUAAUCAGUGUGGGAAGGCCUUCCGACAGAGUAAACACCUUACUCGGCAUGAGAUAAUUCAUACUGGAGAGAAACCCUAUGAAUGCAGUGAAUGCGGGAAGGCCUUCCGCCGGAGCAUAGAACUUACUCGACAUCAGACAAUUCAUAGUGGAGGGAAACCUUUUGAAUGUACUGAGUGUGGGAAGGCCUUCCGCCUGAGAACAAGGCUUACUGAACACGUGAGAAUUCACACCGAAGAGAAGCCUUAUGAAUGUAAUGAGUGCGGGAAAGCCUUCCGCCAGAGUGCAGGACUUAUACAGCACCAGAGAAUUCACACUGGAGAGAAGCCUUACGGAUGUAGUGUGUGUGGGAAGACUUUCCGCCAGAGCUCACAGCUUAUUCGACAUCAGAGGACUCAUACUGGAGAGAAACCUCAUGAAUGCAACAUCUGUGAAAAUGCCCUCUGCCUGAGUAAACAGCUCACCCAGCAGUACCCUACACAAGCUGGAGAGAAGCUGUAGGAAGGGGGAAACCUAAUGAAUGUAAUGAACAUGAGGAUUUCAGCCGGAACAGAGAACUUAUACCAAAGGAAAUCUUAUAGUUGAAGCAAGUUAGUGUCUCAUGUCCUAUAGUGACCAUUCCAAACCAUUCCAUUUCCUUUCUCGAGUCUCAAGCCUUCCAUCUUCCCUAGUGUCUCCUCUUACAGCAGAUGACUUUGCCACAUUUUCCCCCCAAAUUAAGGCUAUCUAAAUUGAGCUGAUUUCCUCAAUUUCACAUCUAUACAGUUCUUAGAAAUAUCCAUUGUUUUCUCUUAUGCCUUUUAGUAACAAAAAAAAAAAAAUCACAGAAUCAUCUAAGUAGAAGCAUGGUUCUAAUCCAAUGUGGCCCAGUCUUUAUUCUUAGAAGAACCUUAGCUAGAGCAUAUAAAACAAAGUGAAAAUGCUUUCCCCAUUAGAGUCUCAAUGUUAAUGUCAUAAAGGACAUCGGGCUCCCUAGUCUAUCUUCCACCUGGAUAAGAACACCUUCUACAAUAAACUCACCAAGGGGUCAUUCGUGCUUUGCUGGAAGGCCUCUUAAGGGAGUGGGGACCAUUUUCUCUUGAUGUACUCCAUUCCUGAACAACCUCCUCCUGUUACUCUGGUUUCUGAGCCAUACGGCUAGAUAGAAAAAAGUCCCUGACUAGAUCUACCAUGUUCCCCUAUUGCACAAACACUUGAAGCUCUUGCUCAUGUUCCCCAAUUCCCCCAGCCCAGGGUCCAGUGACCAUCCUGCUGUCCUCUGCAUGCUCUCCAGCUUGUCAGGAUCCUUACACUGAUUCCCCACCACCCAAACUGGACAGUGUCCUCCAGGUGGGUUCUAAGAAGGGCCAAGUCCAGCCCCAGGCUAUCACCAGAUGUUUCUUCUAAUAUACCCAUUAUCAAAUGAAUGAAGUAACCUUGAUAACUGUAUCCUAUCCUAUACCAACCCGGCUCUCUUCUUCAUUAUGUAAUUAUCCCCUAAAUGCUACUGGCAUUAGUAUUUCUGCUUUAUGAUGAGGAAACCACGGCUUCGAGAGAUACAUAAUUCAUGUUAUGUCUUCAGCCUCUCACCCAACAUCUCAA